Messenger RNA from Camellia sinensis, 652 nucleotides. Its product is annotated as protein CASPARIAN STRIP INTEGRITY FACTOR 1. The record is from RefSeq and is a predicted model, not a curated record. Lineage: Eukaryota; Viridiplantae; Streptophyta; Magnoliopsida; Ericales; Theaceae.
UUCUUUGCAAUAAACUAUCAACCUUAUUUUCAUCUCCAAGGCUGCCACUACUAGUAAAUUUAAUCUCACAAUAUACUAAAGGAAGCAUCAUUUGUUCUAUUCUCUCUCCUCAUAGAGCAAAAAGAGAUCCAACUUGGGAAGAUCAAAUUUGUAGAAACAUGGGUGUCAUGAUGCUUAAGAACAUUAGUCUCCUCUUCCUCAUCAUUUCAUCAUCACUUCUAUCAACUUCAUUUGCAGGCCGACGAUUGGUUAACAACUUGGCCAAGGAUGUGGAUGCAACAAAUCAUGAGGAAGUGAUGACGGAGCAAUUACACGACAAGAAAGAAGGGACUACAACAAUUGCAAUAAUAAUACACGAAAGGCUUCUGAGAGCAAACACGAAAGACUAUGGAAAUUAUGAUCCAGCACCAGCACUUGUCAAGCCUCCUUUCAAACUCAUACCCAACUGAAAGCAUCCAUGCUUACUAUAUCUAUAUUAUGUCAUGUGAUAAGUUUUGGAGAUGUUAUUAGGGUUGGGAAAGGCCAGUUAUGUGUUAUAUAUAUAUAGAUAUGUGUGUGUGUGUGUGUGUGGUUUUCUGAGAAGUAUGUGUGUGUAUCAGUUAUAUCACAUGUUUAUAGUAAUCAAUCAAAAGUCCUAUAUCCUAUAUAUCAA